Molecule: messenger RNA, 1329 nt
Organism: Dendronephthya gigantea
Lineage: Eukaryota; Metazoa; Cnidaria; Anthozoa; Malacalcyonacea; Nephtheidae
Exons: 2
Coding region: 1-1329 (442 amino acids)
Biological process (GO): DNA recombination; DNA integration
Molecular function (GO): DNA binding
Source: RefSeq, a predicted model, not a curated record
AUGGCUUCCAGUACAUCGGUGAAUACCUUGCCGCAGCCAUUGUCCGCGCCAACUACUGCACCAACAGACAACACCACUGCGGGGUCUACCAACCAUUUUACCCUCUCAGAAAUUACUCUAGCCCGAAUAAUUUCGGAAACAACGCAGGCGGUUAUGGCCAACCUCCAGUCACACACCAUCCCAUCUACACCGCUCGAGUUCUCAACGGAGACGCGUGAAUUGCCAGUGGUUGCUUCGGGUGUGUUGGGUACGGCAGACGCCACGAUGCAGGGGCCGGUGGCGUCUGCUUUACUCAAUAUAUCAGGUUUCGAAGUUCAAACGGCUAGCUCCGGUGGGCGUUCGGCCAACACCGACAGUCAUACCGCCUCACCUUCUCCCACACAAUUGGCCGCUAUUACCUCGCGGUUAAUUCAAUCUAGUUUGCAGCCUUCGUCAAUCCCUACCUAUCGCAGGGCAUGGAAACUCUACAAUCAGUUUUCUUCUGCAGUUUUUCAAUCUGCUUCAGUCAAACUGCCCAUAUCGCCUUCAGACUUGGGUUUAUUUAUCGCAUUCAUGUUUCAGCGCAAUUAUGCAGCCUCGACCGCGAAUACAUAUGUUUCUGCAUUAGGUUAUUGUCACCGUUUAACGGGCGUGCAUGACCCUACAAAGGUAUUUUGGGUUCUCGAAAUGUUGAAAGGAUAUGGUAAGCUUGGCUCCGGUGUUGAUGCACGCCUUCCAAUCACUAUUUCUAUCCUCCGCACAAUUUUACAACAGACUUCUCUCGUUGCAUCUAGUGAAUAUCGCGCACUUUUAUUUAGGGCAAUGUGUACGACAGCCUUUUUUGCCUUUUUGCGGGUUGGUGAAAUAACGACUUGCCCACGGUCUCCCGGCGUGCUUCAAUUAUCUCAAGUGGUUCAGCUUGUUGAUAAUUUGGGCAAUAUUUCCGGUUUGAAAAUCAAUUUUGCGAACUUUAAACAUUCCUACAAUCAACCUCGUGUUUCUCUUACACUUCACCGCCGUUCCGAUAUUUGCCCUGUGCAGACAUUACUCGACUAUUUUGCGCGUCGCGGUUUAUCCGAUGGCCCACUUUUUCGCACUCUCGAUGGGCGCGCAGUAACACGCAGACUAUUUACUGAGCAUUUGGCUUUGAUUUUUCGUGCAUGCGGUCUUGACCCUACUAAGUAUAAGGGGCACAGUUUUCGAAUUGGUGCAGCUACUUUCGCUGCGGAAUGCGGUUUUUCUGACGCUCAAAUCAGAGUAAUGGGUAGGUGGAAAUCCGACGCAUUCCGCAAGUACAUUCGUAGUCCAAACUUAUCUUCGCGACCUAUGUCGCAUCAUAUGUUGACAUGA